UUAGAGAAACAGAAAUGUUAUCUUUUCAAAAACUGUGUUUGGUUGAAAUGGGGACCCAGUGGCCACUGGGGCUUAACAUACAUCUCAUAACUGACAUCAUCCACAGUGUAGUGUGGGGGUGUUUUAGGGUGGAGGGAGACACUGUCAAACGUGGCCGAGCAGUCCUCCUUCCUUCACUCUGACAUGAACGCUCGGGGCCCACGAUGACAUGAGUUCCUCCCUCAACUCAGGCAGGUCCAGCAGGUGAACUGCAGAGACCUGGGCCACAGGGCGUCUCCCAGGUGUCAGGCUCACCAGACCUGGGUGGGACUGGAAGCCAAGAAUGUGAGGAGGUGGCGCAGGGGUCCCUCUCCCCUGCCUGCCUGUCCCUCUCAGCUCAGCCUCACCUGCUGUGUCCCUAAACCACAUUGCAUGUGGGCACCAUGGAGGCUCAUCACCCCAGCCAGAGUCAUGACCUUGACCUUCCCAUGUUCAGUUAGUGGAACACAACCACAGCUCAACCGUUUCAGGUCAACACACAGAGCUACAGAACAAGGUUUCAUAAAGGUGCUCUGGAUCCUUGUCCUGUGCAGCAUGUGAAUGAAAUGACCAAAAAUGUAAAACCUGCCAUGAGGUUGACAAGUCUUUUCAAUAGAGAUGGUCACGUCAUGUAUUCAAGCACCUGCACAUGAACUAGUUUAAUCACUGUGACGGCUGGGAAAGGGAACACAAGGGAGUAGAAAGAAAUCCAUUAGCAGCAAAUAUGAAGUUUAAUGUUCAGUGAGAGGAAGUAACAACCCAAAGCACCCCACACACGGGAGGACAUAGGUGGUGGGAGGUCACACGUGACGCAGGUACAAGGAGAGACACAGCCCCCUGUGAGACGACUGAAGCCAACGUAACCCUGGAAUGCAGCAGGGACACUCAGACAGGACAGAAUUUUGUUCUAUACUUUCUAAUGGAUUUGGAGGGAUGGGAGAAGAUGCAGAGAAGAAAGUCACGAGAGAUUUACAUUUUUACAUCGCAAAAGUUUGACGUUAUUUAAUUUAGGAAAAGUCGUAAGAUCUGUUUUCAUGGUAAAGAAAUGGUUGGGUGACUACACAACCAUGAAGGAAAUAAAACUGGGGGGGAAACUGUUCCUACCUAGAUAUUUCCAUACAGACAUGGGAAUGGACAAGAGGAAACGUGCUGAGAUUUACUGAGAAAUGAAGGGGUCUGUGGCAUGAGCACGUGUCUACACCACUCUGGAGCAUGGCUGCUCAGGGGGUGUCCCCAUCAGUGGUGUCCCCUUUAGGCCAGACCACCUGGCUUGUGCAUCGGCAUGGCCCAGGCACCUGGGGGGCAGGGCUCCUAACAUUCCGUGCACCCACACAGAAUUCUGUUAUGGCGACUGAAGACCGUUACGUGGCUCGCUGAGCUCCACUGGCUCACUUUUCUUGGGCUCUGAGCUAUAGUCAGUGACUUCAGCUCUGAGCUCCGGUGUCCUGAGCCUGAUUGACUACAAAGUGAAGGACUGUUGAGUGCUGUGGGGUGUGGAUCACGUUUUUCCAAUAUCCCUGGCUGUGCUUCUCCUGCCACAGCGGCCAGCAUGGCAGGGUCCCUCUGCUCUCUGUCCAGGCAGAGGGCACAGAUGGACAUCUGGGAACAAAACAGGGAACUGCGCUCCCAGCUGGUGGAGGCUAAACAGCAGGUUCUGGACCUCAGGGAGAAACUGGACAUUUCCGAAUCAACUGCUUUCUCCCUGGCCAACCAGCUGCAGAAAUACAAGUGUGGCAAGUUCAGGGAUGUCCUGGAGUCCGUGCUGGGGGUGAGGCUGGACUUCUGGGAGGAGGAGUGGGCAGAGAUGCCGACCCUGGAGGACGAGCUCAGGGAAGCCAACAGGCUCAUUGACCAGCAGGCCCGAGAGCUGACCCGAUUGAGGCAGGUGUUGUGAGAGGGGAGAGAUGGCUCAU
Messenger RNA from Lemur catta (Ring-tailed lemur), 1931 nucleotides. Its product is annotated as putative neuroblastoma breakpoint family member 5. NCBI's taxonomy places the organism in Eukaryota, Metazoa, Chordata, Mammalia, Primates, Lemuridae. The transcript has 4 exons. The record is from RefSeq and is a predicted model, not a curated record. Bases 1568 to 1912 code for a protein of 114 amino acids.